Molecule: messenger RNA, 972 nt
Organism: Drosophila novamexicana
Lineage: Eukaryota; Metazoa; Arthropoda; Insecta; Diptera; Drosophilidae
Gene: ro
Product: homeobox protein rough
Exons: 3
Coding region: 1-972 (323 amino acids)
Biological process (GO): regulation of DNA-templated transcription
Molecular function (GO): DNA binding; DNA-binding transcription factor activity, RNA polymerase II-specific
Source: RefSeq, a predicted model, not a curated record
AUGCUGCAGCAAAACCCAUCAUCGCCGCUCCAUGCGGAGCAGGUUAUCAAAUCUUCGAAUUGCACGCCGACAGCGACGCCGGCACCCACGCACACGGUGCUUGGCACGCCGCAGCGUCCGUCAUCUCCGCGCCAAUUCUUCGAGCGUCUUUACGGGCAUCUCGAGACGCGGACGCACAACAGUGAGAGCGGCGACAUUGACGUGGGCACACACGCCGAGCCGUCCUACCAGAGUGACGGAGGCAGCGCAUCCUCGCCGGAUAUUUCGAUGAGUGAUGAGCGCGUCGCGUUAGUCAGUUUUCCGUCAUAUGAAUUGCAUGCGCCUCCGCCGGAUUACAAUGCGUACGGCGCCAUUGCGAACGCAACUUUACCGCCGGGUCUAACAUUUCCGGCUUUUUCGGGUGAUCCGCAUAUUAACGCCGGAUUUUCAGCAUUUUUGGCUCGACGUCGCCGCAAGGAGGGACGCCAGAGACGGCAGCGCACCACGUUCAGCACGGAGCAAACACUGCGCCUGGAGGUGGAGUUCCAUCGGAACGAGUAUAUAUCGAGAAGUCGACGCUUUGAGCUGGCCGAGACGCUGCGCUUGUCGGAGACACAAAUCAAAAUCUGGUUUCAAAAUCGUCGCGCCAAGGAUAAACGCAUCGAGAAGGCGCAAAUCGAUCAGCAUUACAGGAACUUUGUCGUGGCCAAUGGUUUUAUGAGCACCAUAAUGGGCCAGACGAGCUACGCGACGGCUGCGCCGGCGACCAGCUCUGCGGCGGCGGCCAUGCUAGGCAGCGGCUACUAUGCAGCGACGCCGACGCUGCUGCCGGCGCCGCUGCCGAAGGACAGGGCAGCGCUCGUAAAUAACGCGCGUCGUGCGGAUGUUAAUUAUGUGGAGCACCACCAACAACAACAACACCAAGUGCAUCCUGACCAGCAGCAGCGACGCAGCCGUUUUGUGCCUGCGCCAACGCUUAUUAAUUCGUGUUAG